CGGACAGGCCCCGCCUCCCAGUAAAGAGAGACCAGCGCUGCGGUUCCGGGAGCCGGGUGGCGGCGGCCAGCACCCGCAGCAGCGGGCACCGGGCACCUGUCGGAGAGUCUCGGACUUGAGGCCGGAGGCUCCACUCCCUGCGAGCCCAGAUGCCGCUCCAGCCUUCAAGCAAAGACACAGAAGAGAUGGAAGCAGAGGGUGAUUCAGCUGCCGAGAUGAACGGAGAGGAGGAAGAGAGUGAGGAGGAACGAAGUGGCAGCCAGACCGAGUCCGAGGAGGAGAGCUCAGAGAUGGACGAUGAGGACUACGAGCGGCGCCGCAGCGAGUGCGUCAGUGAGAUGCUGGACCUGGAGAAGCAGUUCUCGGAGCUAAAGGAGAAAGUGAGAAGCUGCUGCUGUAUGACACGCUGCAGGGGGAGCUGCAGGAGCGGAUCCAGAGGCUGGAGGAGGACCGCCAGAGCCUGGACAUCAGCUCGGAGUGGUGGGAUGACAAACUGCACACCAGAGGCAGCUCGAGGACCUGGGACUCCCUGCCGCCCAGCAAGAGGAAGAAGGCACCCCUCGUUUCUGGCCCUUACAUCGUGUACAUGCUGCAGGAGAUCGACAUCCUGGAGGACUGGACGGCUAUCAAAAAGGCUAGGGCGGCUGUGUCCCCUCAGAAGAGAAAAUCAGACGGACCCUGACCCUGUGACUCACAGCCAGCGGGGCCCCUCGGAGCAACAGGCACCAAAACCCGGACUGACGUUUUCCUACUGCAGCCAGGCAAACGGACAAGCCCUCGGGGUCUUUCCAGCCGGCUCUCCAGUGCUGCUCUGCGCACUCCCCUCAGCCCUCACUGGUCUGAUUCUCCUGCUCCUGCUCAGGGCUUGUACAGCUGUGGCCCAAGCUGUCCUAGCCGGGCAAGACUGAGUCCCUAUCCCCAACAGCCCCUCCCUUCCCCUGCCUUCGGCCCCUAGGUCCCUCCCUGACAAAGAAGACCUGCCUCGUCUUAGGCCAAAGCACAUCCUCCUGCUGACCUUGGACCUGGAUCCCCACUCACUGAGCCAGCGUGUUGGCCCACUUCGUGGGAACUCUGAACCAGAAGUUCUGUUGGGGGUGGGGGGGCUGUCCUGGCUCUUGCCGUGCUGAGAAGGCGGGCUCCCCAGGUCUUCUCAAGGCAGUCCUUGGUGCCUGCCUCCCACACUGCGGGGACGGGAAUUAAAGCAUUUCCUGGGUC
This is a messenger RNA of Myotis lucifugus (little brown bat), 1215 nucleotides long. It is a transcript of the gene BRMS1, whose product is annotated as breast cancer metastasis suppressor 1. Gene Ontology annotation, biological process: negative regulation of transcription by RNA polymerase II. Gene Ontology annotation, cellular component: Sin3-type complex. The transcript has 8 exons. Lineage: Eukaryota; Metazoa; Chordata; Mammalia; Chiroptera; Vespertilionidae. The coding region runs from base 150 to 908 and encodes 252 amino acids. The record is from RefSeq and is a predicted model, not a curated record. Gene Ontology annotation, molecular function: histone deacetylase binding.